AUGGUAGGCCAACAACCAGAACACAUCUACUCUACUCAAAACGGAUUCCCUCACUCUGCUCACCCAUAUGGUGCUCAAUAUGCUAGACCUGACGGUCCACUUCUCUUGCAGGACGUUCAUCUAAUUGAAUCUCUAGCUCACUUCGACAGAGAAAGAAUUCCAGAAAGAGUUGUCCACGCUAAGGGUGGUGGUUGCAGAUUUGAAUUUGAAUUGACCGAUUCUUUGAGCGACAUCACUUUUGCCGCUCCAUACCAAAAGCCAGGUUACAAAUGCCCAGGUACAGUUAGAUUCUCUACCGUCGGUGGUGAAUCCGGUUCUCCUGAUACUGCCAGAGAUCCUAGAGGUACAUCUUGGAAAAUGUACACUGACUGGGGUGUUCAUGAUUACGUUUUCAACAACACUCCAGUCUUCUUCAUUAGAGACGGUAACCAAUUCCCUCAUUUCAUCCACACUCAAAAGAGAUACCCACAAUCACACUUGGGUCAAGGUGAUGACAGUUCCAUGUUCUGGGACUAUCUAACCCAAAACCCUGAGUCUAUUCACCAAAUCGUCUACAUGUUCGGUCCAAGAGGUACUCCAGCAUCUUGGGGUGAGAUGUCUUCAUACUCUGGUCACACUUUCAAGUUUUACAACAAGGAAGGUGAUAUGACUUAUGUGCAAUUCCAUAUUCUUCCUGAAAAGGGUUUCCAAUGUCUAAGUGGUGCUGAAGCUGCUCAAUUGGGUGGUUCUUCACCUGAUUACCACCACGGUAAGCUUUACAGACAAUUGGAAAGAGGUGAGAAACCUCGUUACAACUGCUUUGUCCAAACUAUGACACCAAAGCAGGCAGAAGAGUUCAGAUACUCUGUUAACGACUUGACUAAGGUCUGGCCAAAGAAGCAGUUCCCAUUGAGGAAAUACGGUACUAUUACUUUGACUGAAAAUGUCGAAAACUACUUUGAAGAAAUCGAACAAAUCGCCUUCAGUCCUUCCAACACCUGUAUCCCUGGUAUUGGUCCUUCUAAUGAUUCUGUUUUGCAAGCUAGAUUGUUCUCUUAUCCUGACACCCAACGUCACAGAUUGGGUGCUAACUACCAACAAUUGCCUAUUAACAGACCAAGAAAUGCUGGUUGCCCAUUCGCCACUAUGUUUUCCACAAGCACAAAGACACCAGCCAACGAAUGUCCUCACAUUGCAACCAACUUCCAAAGAGAUGGUCCAGGUUGUUUGUACAACAAGGGUAAGGAACCAAACUACAUUUCCAACUUGCCUUCCGCAACCUUGAAGUUCAAGAACUUGACCGACGACAAGACCACUAACAAGUACAAGGGUGUCGCCCUACAAGGUGAAGAGUCUGCUUCCGUUAAGAAACAGGAAUUCGAAAGAGAACGUCACGAAAGAAUUGUUAACGGUAAGAUCAACGAAUACUUCAUCAAGACUGGUGUGAGUGAGCUAGAUGUCGAACAACCAAGAGCAUUGUACGAAAAGGUGUUUAGCGAUGCUGACAGGAAAGAAUUGAUCAGCAACGUUGUCGGACACGCUUCUAACAUUCAUGUUCCUGAGAUCAAGACCAGAGUCAGUCAGUACUUCGGUUUGGUCAACAAAGACCUAGGAAAGGCUAUUGCUGAAGGUCUAGGUAUCAAAUGGGAACCAUUGGACUUGCAGAGGUACGCAGACGCUGUAGGCCAUGUUCGCCUCUGA
Messenger RNA from Zygosaccharomyces rouxii, 1680 nucleotides. It is a transcript of the gene CTT1, whose product is annotated as catalase T. The transcript has a single exon. Lineage: Eukaryota; Fungi; Ascomycota; Saccharomycetes; Saccharomycetales; Saccharomycetaceae. Gene Ontology annotation, molecular function: catalase activity; heme binding. The coding region runs from base 1 to 1680 and encodes 559 amino acids. The record is from RefSeq and is a predicted model, not a curated record. Gene Ontology annotation, cellular component: peroxisome; mitochondrion; cytoplasm. Gene Ontology annotation, biological process: hydrogen peroxide catabolic process; response to hydrogen peroxide.